AUGGAGAAGUCUCUCAAAGCGGAAGAUACCGUCUCCAAGCAGAUCAGCGGAGAGGGAGACAUCGAAGAUGGUGGCCUCAACAACCCUAACCAUGUUGAGCUUCACCGCGCGCUGAAGGCGAGACACAUUACUAUGAUUGCCAUCGGUGGUGCGAUUGGUACUGGUUUGAUCAUUGGAACGGGAGAAGCUCUUGCAAAGGCCGGCCCUGGUUCCAUCCUAAUCUCUUACUCUUGGGUUGGUUUUAUCGUUUAUCUGGUUAUGUGCGCUCUGGGAGAGAUGGCCGCCUGGUUGCCAUUGCCGUCUGGUUUCACUGGUUACGCCGUUCGCUUCGUCGACCCUGCUCUUGGCUUCGCUCUUGGUUGGACGUACUGGUUCAAAUACAUCAUUCUGUCGCCAAAUCAAAUGACUGCUGGUGCAUUGGUUAUAUCAUAUUGGAUACCAACGGAGAAGGUCAACGCCGGAGUAUGGAUAACCGUCUUCCUAGUUUUGGUCGUCUCCAUCAAUUACUUCGGUGUGAGAUUCUUCGGUGAAUUCGAGUUCUGGCUGUCGUCAUUCAAGGUCAUUGUCAUUCUCGGCCUCAUCCUCCUGUCCUUCAUUCUCAUGCUCGGUGGUGGACCGGACCAUGACCGCAAGGGUUUCCGCUACUGGAAGAGCCCAGGUGCUUUCAACACCUAUGUGAUGGAGGGAAACGCUGGUAGAUUCCUGGCUUUCUGGUCCACCAUGGUGUCUGCUACAUUUGCCUACUUGGGUACCGAGCUGGUCGGAGUGACCGUUGGCGAGGCACAGAACCCCCGAAAGACGAUUCCCAAGGCUAUCAAAUUGACCUUUUACCGCAUCCUGGUUUUCUACGUGCUGAGUGUGCUCCUCGUCGGUACUCUGGUCCCAUACAACUCUCCGCUGCUUCUCUUCGCCACCGGAUCCAACAACGACAAGAAGGGCUCCGCCGCUGCUUCGCCCUUCGUGGUCGCCAUCCAGCUGGCAGCUAUCCCAGCAUUGCCCCAUAUUCUGAACGCCUGCAUUCUGCUCUUCGUCUUCUCUGCCGCCAAUUCCGAUUUGUACAUCGCUACCCGUACCAUCUACGGCCUGGCCCGUGAGGGCAAAGCCCCCAGGAUCUUCGCCCGUACCGAUCGCCGCGGUGUCCCCGUGUUCGCACUGGCCAUUUCCUCCCUGAUCGCCCUGCUGGCCUACAUGAACGUCAGCAGUAGCUCGCAAACCGUCUUCAAAUACUUCGUCAACCUCGUCAGCAUCUUCGGUCUCCUAACCUGGAUCUCCAUCCUGGUCACUCACAUCCACUUCGUGCGCGCUCGCAAGGCCCAGAACGUCCCCGACGAAAGCUUAGCCUAUAAGGCACCCUUCGGCGCCGCAGGCUCUUACUUCGCUCUGGCCUUUUGCUGUCUCAUCGCCCUCACCAAGAACUUCGAUGUCUUCAUCCACAACCCUAAGUACGGCAACUUCGACUACAAGAACUUCAUCACCGCUUACCUCGGUAUUCCUCUGUACCUCAUUAUGAUCUUUGGAUACAAGCUGUGGACCCGCUGUGAGCGCGUCGACCCCAAGACUGCCGAUCUCUGGAGCGGAAAGGACGAGAUUGACCGUGAAGAGGCUGAGUAUCUCGCCGCGAAGGAGGCUGAGGCGGAGAAGAACUCUGAUGCGAACAUCUUCUACCAGAAGUUCGUCUCUUGGCUCUUCUGA
This is a messenger RNA of Penicillium bovifimosum, 1692 nucleotides long. Its product is annotated as dicarboxylic amino acid permease agtA. Gene Ontology annotation, biological process: amino acid transmembrane transport. The record is from RefSeq and is a predicted model, not a curated record. Gene Ontology annotation, cellular component: membrane. The transcript has 5 exons. NCBI's taxonomy places the organism in Eukaryota, Fungi, Ascomycota, Eurotiomycetes, Eurotiales, Aspergillaceae. Gene Ontology annotation, molecular function: amino acid transmembrane transporter activity. The coding region runs from base 1 to 1692 and encodes 563 amino acids.